AUGUCUGAAAGCAAAAAUUUAGAUCAUGGCUUAUUAUUCAGCGAACAAGGAGUACAAACUGCUGAUGAGGCAGCAUACAAUUCUAAAAUACAACCUGAAUUCUUAAAAUUAGGCUGUCAAGUAAAAUUAAUACUUUCUACAAAGCGCAAUGAUUCAUUUUUAUUAUAUAAUAAUAUUGAUCCUUCUGACAUUGAUCCGGAACAUAAUAGCUUGAUAUCUAAUAUUAAUGAAUUUUUUUCAAAUGAAUCAAAUAAGUUACAUGUUUAUUUAGGAAUAAUGUGCCCAAGAGCAGAAUUAAAUUUCAAAGAUAGAAAAUUAGAACCCUCGAAGGAGCUAACAAAUGCGGUAAACACAGCGAUACAACAUCACAAUCCUUAUCAAGAAUUAUCAAAGGUAUUUAAAACAUAUGGGUACUUUUUACCAAAAAGUAUCAUUUUAGGGCACAAAGCAUAUAGAUCAUGUUAUUUAAUCAUGAAAGAUGAUUCGUGCCAAUUACUGGAUCAGAAAGAUUUUGACUCUGUAAAGUACAGUAACAAUAACGAUAUUCUUAAUCAAUGGGAAGAAUAUAUAAGAUUACAUGACCCUGGCACAUCAACGAAAGACGGUAAUGGUAUCAUUAUGAGAGAUAAAAAUGACUUUGACACUUCCUUCUUGACAUCAAUAAAUAAUGAUAAAAUUAUGAAAGAUGGACUUGAAGAAUGGGUAAAAUCUUGUUUUGAAAGCAAAAUCGACUCAUGGAAAGUCAUAAGUUGGAAGGGGUUAUAUCCAUUAUAUGAAAUAUUUGAUAAAGAACUUCAAAAAGAAAUCAAGAGCUUACUUGAAAUUGAUGAUCAAGCAGAAAAACUUAAAGAAAGAGUGCUUUUGACAGGAUUAAUUCCAAUUAAAGAUUCCACCUAUCACUACCAUGUAAAAUUUAGCGAUCAUUUUGGCUUCAAUUUGAGUUCCGAUAGUUAUAAGAUUUUUGGAAAACUCAUAACACAAAAUGGUAAAUCGCUUGAUACAUCAGUUAUCAAGUUUCAAUCUAUGAGUAUAUCAGGAUUUUCAGCGAUAAUAGAAAAUUUUUAUACAAAUAAAAAGUCUACAGGUUCGCAUAUAACUUGGAUAAUGAUUGGAAUACCCUCUGAAAUUGGAUAUUUCAGUCCACAUACACGAAAUAUCUCCGUACAGAAUUUAGGUUGUCAUCUGUUUAAAUGUAAUAACAUUUAUAAAUAUCCGUUAGACGUUCCGGAAGAUUUACCAGCAAACUCUGUUGUUUAUGUAUCUGUCUUGCAUCCUUCAUCGCAUUGUGGAAUGAAAUUUACUUUUCAAAAUGAAAUUGGUAAUGGAAAUAUAAUUAAUAUACAUCUCAGCAAUGAUGAUAAAAAUGACAGCAAUACUUAG
Dentiscutata heterogama is the source of this 1380-nucleotide messenger RNA. NCBI's taxonomy places the organism in Eukaryota, Fungi, Glomeromycota, Glomeromycetes, Diversisporales, Gigasporaceae. The record is from the annotation of a GenBank genome assembly.